AAUCGAUCGUCAUCAGUUGACAGUUGUCUGUCUUUCUUCACGGAAAACGCUAACAAGUACGAGGAUCAGAGCAUCAUGAAGAAGAGACAGAGUGUAUUAAAGGACAAAGAGAACAUGAGAGAUCUAGAACCCUGCAGAACCAAACACACUGAAGAACAAACAGACCUGAUGGAGGAGAAUGAGGAGAGUGACGAGCAGAAGCAUCAUCAUGGUACAACGAGAGAAAAAACUUGCUCACAGACCAAAAGAGUUUAUUUACGGAAAAGAAGAAAUAAGAAAGGUUUCACCUGCACUCAGUGUGGAAAGAGUUUGACAUACAAACACAACCUCAAUGUUCACAUGAAGAUCCACACUGGAGAGAAACCGUUCACAUGUGAUCAGUGCGGGAAGAGUUUCACACACAAAGUAACCCUUCAGCAACACAUGAUCCUCCACACUGGAGAGAAACUGCAUGAAUGUGAUCAGUGUGGAAAAACAUUUUCAUGGGCUUCAGGCCUGAAGCAGCACAUGAAAGUUCAUACAAAGGAGAAACCACACUCAUGUUCUUUCUGUGGAAAGAGUUUUUCACAACUGAACAAUUUAAAAGUUCAUCAGAAGAGACACACUGCUGUGAAAGAAUUACAUGUGCUUUGA
Molecule: messenger RNA, 633 nt
Organism: Carassius auratus (goldfish)
Lineage: Eukaryota; Metazoa; Chordata; Actinopteri; Cypriniformes; Cyprinidae
Product: gastrula zinc finger protein XlCGF49.1-like
Exons: 3
Coding region: 76-633 (185 amino acids)
Biological process (GO): regulation of transcription by RNA polymerase II
Molecular function (GO): RNA polymerase II cis-regulatory region sequence-specific DNA binding; DNA-binding transcription factor activity, RNA polymerase II-specific
Source: RefSeq, a predicted model, not a curated record